Erigeron canadensis is the source of this 1179-nucleotide messenger RNA. Its product is annotated as pectin acetylesterase 8-like. Gene Ontology annotation, cellular component: plant-type cell wall. Bases 1 to 1179 code for a protein of 392 amino acids. Gene Ontology annotation, molecular function: pectin acetylesterase activity. The transcript is spliced from 12 exons. The record is from RefSeq and is a predicted model, not a curated record. NCBI's taxonomy places the organism in Eukaryota, Viridiplantae, Streptophyta, Magnoliopsida, Asterales, Asteraceae. Gene Ontology annotation, biological process: cell wall organization.
AUGGCUACAGCAACAGCAGGAAAGUGGCUUAGAUACACAAUAUUAAUAGUAUCCGUAAUGCUGUUUUCAAAAAUCAAUGGUUUGGAGGGAGUGGGCAUAACCAUUAUUGAGAGUGCUGUUGCCAAAGGAGCAGUUUGUUUAGAUGGAAGCCCACCAGCAUACCAGCUCGAUAAAGGAUUUGGAGACGGCGUUAAUAAUUGGCUGGUUCAUAUGCAGUGGGGAGGCUGGUGCCAUACAGUAGAAAAUUGUGUCGAAAGAAAAAGUAUGAGUAAUGGAUUGGGAUCAUCUAAAUUGAUGUUCGAAUUGGACUUCAGUGGGAUCUUGAGCAAUAAACAAGACCUAAAUCCAAACUUUUAUAAUUGGAAUAGGGUCAUCAUGAGAUACUGUGACGGGUCAUCAUUUACUGGAGAUGUGGAAGAAGUCGAUUUUGUAAAUAACCUUUACUACAGAGGUGCAAGGGUAUUUGAUGCAAUAAAUGAGGAGCUGAUGAGCUUUGGAAUGAAGGAUGCACAAAAUGCUCUUCUCACUGGAUGUUCGGCUGGUGGAUUGGCUGCAAUACUCAAUUGUGAUAAGUUUCGGGAUUUCUUCCCAUCAACUACUAGAGUGAAAUGUGUUCCUGAUGCUGGUUAUUUUUCUCACGUGAAAGAUCUAUCAGGAGAGUAUCAUCUUGAAGAAUACUACGACAAAAUUGUUACCUUACAUGGUUCAACAAAACGUUUACCGCUUGGAUGUACAUCGACUAUGAAACCUGGUUUAUGUUUCUACCCUCAAUUUGUUAUGCCUUUUAUUAGUACACCUAUCUUCAUACUAAACUCUGCUUAUGAUACAUGGCAGGUAUACAACAUUUUGACAUCGUAUGAAGCUGAUCCCAAUGGUGAUUUCACCAAGUGUAAGACGAAUUUGAACGAAUGCUCUACAUCACAACUCAACCGACUUGAUGUUUUUCGGUCUGAUUUUUUAAAGAGCGUUUCGGCCAGUGGAAACAAUGCGUCCAAUGGAAUGUUUAUCAAUACGUGUUACACUCAUUGCCAAUCUGAAACUCAAUCAUCAUGGUUGGAAAAUCCUGCCUCAAGAGUAUUGGAUGAUAAGACCAUCUCAGAGGGAGUCGGUGACUGGUUUUAUGACAAAAGUGAGGUCCGAAAGAUUGAUGCCGAGCAUGUGUUGCCUCACUAUUGUUAA